This is a messenger RNA of Mytilus trossulus (common blue mussel), 1854 nucleotides long. Its product is annotated as guanylate cyclase soluble subunit beta-2-like. The coding region runs from base 1 to 1854 and encodes 617 amino acids. Gene Ontology annotation, biological process: cGMP biosynthetic process; intracellular signal transduction; receptor guanylyl cyclase signaling pathway. NCBI's taxonomy places the organism in Eukaryota, Metazoa, Mollusca, Bivalvia, Mytilida, Mytilidae. The transcript has 7 exons. Gene Ontology annotation, molecular function: adenylate cyclase activity; guanylate cyclase activity; peptide receptor activity. Gene Ontology annotation, cellular component: plasma membrane. The record is from RefSeq and is a predicted model, not a curated record.
AUGGCGUACGGAAAAAAAUCUAUACAUGUAGUGGAAACAUCUAAUGGCAAUAUGUUAUCUAGAGUCAAGCGUAUGAGUCUCUUCAGUGAAAAUUUAUCUACUAAACGAGGACAAAAUUGUCAAAUGUUAAAAAUUAUUGGACUUGUUAUAAUCCCAAUAAUUGCAAUGGUUAUAGAAAACGCAAUCAAAAUAUCAAAAGAUGAAACAAUAUUGUGUCAAGCAAAGAAAGUACGAGGAAAGAUAUUGUUUAGUGUCGAGAUUGGUCUACUUGUUCACUUUUUACAAAUAGAAAGAGGUACUACUGCUUUAUAUAUCAGUUCUGGAGGGAGUCCUCUAGCUUUAACCAGUUUAAAGUCUAAACGACUUGACACCGACUCCUCUCUUGACGCAUUAAAUGGAUGGAUAACUCUUUCAUCUCCAUCUCAUUUCCGGUCUCGUGAGGCGUACCGGGCUCAUCUUCGGACUUAUCGAGACAAUCUUGACCCUAUCAACACUACGAUAAACGCAGCCAUCAAAUUUUAUUCGAAUGACAAUGAACUUAUAAUUGAAUGGGUAGGUUCUUCUGUACAGGAAUCCAACAGUGAAACCUCGUGGCAGUUAUUGACAGCUUAUCAUAUGUUGUUACUCAGCAAGGAAGAGGCAGGAGUAGAAAGAGCCCUUGGGAGUACUUUUUAUGCCAGAGGUAGUUUUCCAUUGGAAGAUUUACUGUGGUAUACAGAAAAGAAAACACUGGGGGAAACAUACUUACUUAGAAGUAUGCAAUAUUCAGAUACAGUAAUGAAUUUGUUAGAUGACCGGUACACAUAUUCAUCACUGGCAACUGAACUGGAUAAUAUGCGCAAACAAAUAUCUGUCAACAACGCAACAAGCGCAUCUGUCGUAGCUGGUUUAGUCUGGUUUGAUAAUAUGACGUCAUAUAUCAAUAUAUUGAAGACCAUACAAGACACUCUAGCAAAGGAAAUUGUAGUAUCCCUCAACAACAAUUUGAAUCUACAUGAGAUGGAUGUGAAAAUAAGUAUAUGUAUAGUCGUUGGGGCAAUAGUAAUGUUCCCUGUGAUAGUUUUGCUUGUGUACCGUCUUAACAAAAAGUUACAAUCAUUUGCGAACUCGUUGACGAAUAAAACAUACGACUUAGAACAAGAGCGAAAAAGAACAGAACAGUUACUCUACCAAAUGCUGCCUGUAUCAAUAGCCAAGCGAAUGAUGAAUAAUAUUCCUAUAGAACCAGAAUAUUUUGAAUCAGUAACGGUAUACUUCUCUGAUAUAGUUGGAUUUACGACUAUCUGCUCUAAAAGUUCACCAAUGCAAGUGAUCUAUAUGUUGAAUGACUUGUACAGUGUGAUAGAUGAACGAAUAGAAAAGUUUGAUGUAUAUAAAGUAGAAACAAUAGGUGAUGCUUACAUGAUGGUUUCUGGUUUGCCAGUAAGAAACACCGACCAACAUGCAUCUGAAAUAGCUUUGAUGUCAUUAGACAUAUUGGAAAUAGUUAGUCAAUCGCAAAUACCUCAUAUACCAGGGGAGAAAUGGCAAAUAAGGAUUGGAAUAAAUACAGGUUCUGUAGUCGCAGGUGUUGUUGGAACUAAAAUGCCUCGAUAUUGUCUGUUUGGCAAUACAGUGAAUGUUGCGUCGCGGAUGGAAUCGACGAGUGAACCGGGCAUGAUUCACAUCUCGCAGUCUACAAAAAAUACUCUUGAACAACACCCAGACUUCUUUGUGGAACCACGAGGUGAAAUAGUAAUAAAGGGAAAAGGAGUAAUGUUGACGUAUUGGUUAUUGGACCACCAAAAGAGGCGCAAUUGUUCCCAUUGCUUAGUCCAAGAUGUAUUUAUCGACCAAAGAAAUACAACCUGCUGA